GGAAGGAAGGUCCUGACCAAAAUGUCCAUCCACCACCAGUGCUGUGGAGACAACCAGUUUGAUCAGCAAAGCCACUGCUGCUGCCUCGUCUCUCAACCAUCAUACAAACUCAUCCCUGAGCCUCUCAAUGCAAGCUGCUGUGCUCCUGCAAUCCAGAAAGCGCUACAGCCUCCCCCAGUGCAAACUGGUCAGCCCAGGAGAAUUUCUCAGCGUUCUACAAACUGUAUGCCUGGGGAGAAACCCUGUGGUCAAGGUUCCUGCUUUAACCCAACAACAGAGCGUUGCUGUGUGAACCCUACAUCUCGCCAGGGGCAGCGUUACUCUCGUGACCAGACCUACAGUGAGGGAACACUCAGCCACACCCCAGGUCACCACCAUGGUGCUAGCUGUGGCUCUCAGGUUUACAAUCCAGACAUCAAAAUCUGCUGUUCCGGGAAGCUGUCCAAUAGGGUGCUUGGAAAGAACCUGUGCUGCGGUACAACUCCGUAUGGUGUAGAGGACCGAGGGGUGCUGUGCUGUAACCAGACCUUGCACCAUGUGGUGGAGAAUGGGUACCAGUGCUCCCCAGGUGGUCACUUGUAUCUGCCAUCCCGUGAAAUGGUGUGUGGGUCACACGUUCAUCUCAACGAUCCAGGCAAACACUGCUGUGGAGAGGAGACAUACGACCCUCAGGAUGAAAUCUGCUGCAAUGGACACAAACACCACAUGUUGGGAAAUGUGUCCUGCUGUGGAGGGAAGGCCUACGACCCCAGCAGUGGACAGAUGAAGUGUUGUGCAGGGACUCUGUACAACCUGCAGGUUCAGGACAGGAUCUCAGAGGAGGCCCAGUGCUGUGGGAGUGUCCUGAUGGAGGCCGGCUCCAUCCAGACCUGCUGCUCUGCCCCAGGGCUAGACCUGCUCUACCCUACCCAGCCAGGGUUCACCUGCUGUGGGCAUCGCUACCCCAACGCCUCCCUGUGGUCUUGCUGUGCGGGGGUCCUGCACCCAAGGCCUGAACCACACAACACCAGCAAGAACAUGAUUCCAGGACCCAGGCUUCUACCACUGGGGGGUUUGAAGACGGAAGUCCUGUGUCACACCGAAGUUCUGCUAGGGACAGUCGAGAGUGUGUCUGUGAAGAUGAAUGAGCGGUCCAUCGUGAUGUUGAACACCAUGUCUGUGCAGGCCUCGCGUGGCCAUGUCAACGCCCUGCCUUCCCCUCACUACGUCACAUUACCCAACCACUGCAGCUCCCCUGAACUGGUGCCGGGCAACACUUACAUCUGGGUGAAAAUACCUUUCUCAGACACCAUAAGAUUAAUCUCUGAUCUCCUCGAUCAUUCCUCCCCUCUCCAUUCCAUCCUUUCCAGGUGCUCAACCUUUUUCUUGCCCAGAGAAAAGCCCUACACAAUGUUUUAAAGCUUUACAGUGUUUGGUUACAAUUACAGUGUUAACAAACAAUGGCGUAAUAAAAACCUUAUCUUGGGUUCUGAUGGUGUACGACAGUUGAACUAAGCUCAUGAGGCACAAGUUAUAUUCUUCCAAAAUCAAUUACAUUUACAUUUGACAUUUUAGUCAUUGGUAUAUAUCGUUCAUUUAGUCCAGAAAUGCAUGUUGCUUUCACAGAUUGCCCCUGUAAGCUAUCAGUAGACAUUUAAGGCAUGUUUGUGAAAUGAUUGUAUCACAUUGUGCAAGGACAGGAAAU
This is a messenger RNA of Coregonus clupeaformis (lake whitefish), 1684 nucleotides long. Its product is annotated as galaxin-like. Lineage: Eukaryota; Metazoa; Chordata; Actinopteri; Salmoniformes; Salmonidae. The record is from RefSeq and is a predicted model, not a curated record. The transcript has 8 exons. Bases 22 to 1398 code for a protein of 458 amino acids.